GCUUCCCAAUGAAAUUGCUACAGACACUGAAGGAGAAGAGCAAAACUCCAUGGAAAGAGAAACUGAGAAUCUUUUAGAUGCAGAAAGCACAGAGAUCUCAGUGGAUGUGGAAUCUACUACUGAUUGCAUAGGCCCGAUCACUGCUGUCUCAUUAGAGACUGAGUAUCUGCCAACAGACUCGGAUACAAGACCAGGCAGUGUCACUCUAUUAGAGACUGAGUAUCCAUCGGAAGAGUUGGAUACAGCAACAAGCAGAGAUGAUUCUGCAGAUGAGUUUGAGUCGGCUCAAAGUACAGAAAGUGCCAGUAUCUACACUACCCCGACUCUCCCACAAUCCCUUACUCCUGCUCAUCCAGCCCAGAAGGAGGCGCUGGCAGAGAGAGCAGAGACUGGCAGUGUAGCUUCUCAGGAGCUCCCCGACUCUGUGUAAGUGAAAACGUUACUGGUACCAGUACUUUAACAUAUUAGAAUAUUGACUGAUGUGCUUUGUUUAACCCAUUAAUAUGCAAUCAGGGUCUUCUUGAUACCAAUGUUCUGCUGGUGUUCCCUCUAUAAACUCAGUGUUACUUUCCCAUCAGAAAGCCAUGUUGGAUUGUGCUGCGGCAGCGCCAGUGGGAUAUCUGUAAACCUUACAUUUUUGUUUAUUAUCUUUCAGCCGUCAGACCUCUCCCAUCUCUCUUGAUGAUUUUGAAUUCAAAAGAUGGCUUGGGAGCGGAACCUUCGGACAGGUCUUCCAGGCAGAACAUAAGAACACAGGGAAGAUGCUCGCCAUUAAACGCAUUAACAAGAUUGAGUCGUCUGAAAAUGAUAUGAUCGAAAAGAUUUUCCUGGAGAGAGACAUAUUAAGGAAAGCGAGGGACUCGAGAAACCCUUUCCUUGUGAGCCUAUUCUGCACUUUCCAGAGCGAGCAUCAAGUCUACUUAGCGAUGGAAUUGGUUGGCGGAGGCACCUUAGAGUACCAUCUGAAAUAUGGUGCACUCCCCCAUUCCAAAACUUUGUUCUAUUCUGCAUGCAUUGUCCAAGGGAUCAAGUUCUUACACGACCACGGAAUUGUCCACCGAGAUUUAAAGCCUGACAAUAUUGUUCUAGACAGUGCUGGAUAUGCCAAAAUUACAGAUUUUGGACAGUGCAAAACAGGAAUUGACUGCACAUCUGAAAUGACCGACCAAUAUGGAAAUUCAUUUUAUUGUGCACCUGAAAUUCUCAGAGAAGAAUCUUAUAACAGAACCGUGGAUUGGUGGUCUUUAGGUGUCAUUAUCUAUGAGAUGGCUGUUGGGGAGAUGCCAUUUAAUGGUGAGGAUGAGGAUGCGCUGUGUGAAGCAAUCCUAUAUACAGAACCAGAAUAUCCAAUCCUGCUGAAUAACAGAACCGCUUUAAUAAUAAGAAAACUCCUGAACAAAAACCCCAAAUUCCGCCUGGGAUCGGCUAGAAACGAUGGGGAAGAAGUGCAGAAUUUCUGUUACUUUGAGACAAUGGACUGGAAAGCGCUGAUGGACAAGCGGUUGAAGGCGCCAUUCCAGCCUGGCAACAAUUUUGGCGUCACUUCAAUAAAGCAGAAGCCUCUUCCACCAGUGAAGAUGAAGGACAGAAUUAUUACCGUCUCUUUUCCUUCACCGAUUGAGAUGAAGAGUGAGACCUUUGGUUUGGAGGACCGGUUUUAA
This is a messenger RNA of Xenopus tropicalis (tropical clawed frog), 1661 nucleotides long. RefSeq names its product serine/threonine-protein kinase N2-like. Gene Ontology annotation, molecular function: protein kinase activity; protein serine/threonine kinase activity; kinase activity. The transcript has 12 exons. Bases 762 to 1661 code for a protein of 299 amino acids. Lineage: Eukaryota; Metazoa; Chordata; Amphibia; Anura; Pipidae. The record is from RefSeq and is a predicted model, not a curated record.